Branchiostoma floridae (Florida lancelet) is the source of this 3601-nucleotide messenger RNA. RefSeq lists its product as uncharacterized. Gene Ontology annotation, cellular component: microtubule; intermediate filament cytoskeleton; mitochondrion. The record is from RefSeq and is a predicted model, not a curated record. Bases 131 to 3601 code for a protein of 1156 amino acids. NCBI's taxonomy places the organism in Eukaryota, Metazoa, Chordata, Leptocardii, Amphioxiformes, Branchiostomatidae. The transcript is spliced from 17 exons. Gene Ontology annotation, biological process: cilium assembly.
AUGGUCUGCCUCGAUCCGAAUCACAGAUCGAACGAAUGUCGUGCUAAUUUCUGUCCCGAUAUUGUCAAUAAACAAAAUGGCGGAGGGUUGAAAUGAUUUUGUGGAGUUUUGUCGGCGUUCGGGCGAGAAAAUGUCGCUUUUCCAGGGGAUGAAGGUCAGCAGGGCAGACCAAAAGGGUGGAGAAGGCGGACAGAAGUCCCUGUUUUCGUUUAUAACCUCAAACACUGCAGGUCCUCCAGUUGACCAUGUCCAGUUCAGUGAAAGUGGCAUUACCGAGACAACAGCAAUGACAACAACCUCAACAACAACAACAACAACAACAACAACAAGCAGUGUAGCUUCACCGUCAAACAGUUUCAGCACAACAACAACAACAACAAGAAGCAGUGUGGCUUCGCCGUCAAACGGUGUCAGCACAACAACAACAACAACAACAACAACAACAACAACAACAACAAGCAGUGUGGCUUCACUGUCAAACAGUGUCAGCACUACAAAAGUACCGGCCACUUCUCCACCAUACACUUUCCCUUUUGGUCUAUCAGCCAGUGGGGCCACCUCAGGUUACAGCAGUGAGUCUUCCAGUACCGCGUCUUCCCCUCGCUCUGUCGCUUUUCCUGCCUUGUCAGGUGACGCAGCGACAAGCGGUCCUUUCGUCGUGAAACUUGCCGGUGCAAAAAAUGCCAGGAAGAAAAGACAUGGUUGUCUCAUUCGGCCUGGAUAUGCAAGACAAGAUGCAUCUGCAGAGGGGCCGAAGACCAAUCCUGAUGCUCAAGACUCUCCAGCAUUGAAAUCAACUCUGAUAGAAGAACCAGAAAGAUGUCUCGACCUGGACGAACCUGCAGCUAGUAUAAACAGACUUUCCCUGGAAAAAUCCAAAGUGUCAGCUCCAAAUCCCUCUGCACAAGAAAGAGCUGAUGUCUUGAGACCAGACGAAAGAACUCCAACUUCAAGUUUAAGUGAGCUUCCAAAGGAUUGCCAAUCUGCAAAACAGGACAGAGCCAUUUUGCCUCCUUUGAACAAUCAAACUCAAGCAGAAGAAAAUCUAGACAAGGAGAAAUCGUCUUCACCCAAUCCCUUUGAAUCCAUAACCCUUGACGUUGCAGGUAGUGAAGGUGUGAGAGAAACCACGACUGUGCCCGAGCUUGAAUCGCUCAGUCUGGAUCUCAGUUUUGACUUGGAUUUUGACCUGGACCUGGAUGUCGCCAUGCCAGGUGGUACAGGCCCUGUCAACACACAGUGCAAUAGUAGUGACACAGAGACGGGACUGCUGGAUGGUUUGGAGCUGGACUCUUUAGAUCUAAAACCUGAACUUCUCACGGACAUGGGCGCAAUUAACUCAGGAGCUGACGGUGGGGAAUCUAAUGCUAGAAGUGUGCAAAAUACAGCAGCAGUGAAGUCGCCUUUUACAUUUUUACAAUCAGAUGAUGUAGCCAAAUCUGAAGAGGAUAGUGAUGACGUUGGUCUUGAGGUUGAAUCAUGCAGUACAGAGACGAUCGAGCCUAGUUACCAACCUGUAGCUGUAGGAGAGUCAGAAGCAGUGAAAGAUGAAAAGGCAGCUGUAGAGGACUUCUCAAAGGAAACAGAUUUAAGAGAUCGGGUGAUGGAUCUCGGCAGUGGUGAUGGUGAGAACAGCUCCUUGGCGGUGUCAGAUAUCACCACAGGAAAAGACGAGGAACUCGUGACGACAGAUUCCAAAGUGGAAGAUGUCCAGGAGAGCAGCAGACUGGAUGAAGUCAGGGAGAGGUUUUCCCAUCUUAAGCAGCGUCACCAGAACCUGCUCCAGACACGUGUCAAGCUGUGCUGCACACAGGUCAAGAAGAGACAAGAACUCAGCAGAAUCAAGACAGAGCAGGACCUGGCUGUGCAGAAUGAGGACUAUGACAAAGCGGAAGCCUUCAACAGACAACUCCAGUCUCUCACAGCCGACCUGCAGGUCAUGACCUUUGACCUCCCAUCAUCAGAGCCAUCCUCAGCAUCACUGCUGGAGGAGAUGAGGCAGGUGAUGCAGGAGGAGGUUGCCAUGGUAACAGAGGAGGCAGAGAGGUAUGCUGCCAUGAAAGCCAAGGAGGAAGAGUGCUUAAAGGAGCUUAGAAUGACAAAACAGGAGGAGCUGAACAGGGAGAAGCAGAAGCUCACCACGCUUCAAGAUCAGCUGGCCAUGGCAGCAAGCCACCUGUCGCUUGACCGUGAGCACCUGCAGAAGUCGAAGGCGCAGCUGUCGAGUCAGGUGGAGGAGAGGACAGCUGAGUUUCACACUGCCAGGGAACAGCUGGUGGAGAGGAGACAGGACAUACAGGAUGAGAUCUCUGCCCUGGAGGCCCAGCUGGCGGUGCUGAGGCGGCAGGAGGAGUCCAUCUCCAUGGAGAUCCAGCUGCAGGAGGACAGCAUCAGCAGGGUCGAGCAGCAGUUCUCUGCAGAGCGGGCUCAGCUGGAGGAGGAGAGGAGGACCAUCGACAGGAAGCAGGCAGAGCUGGAGGCCCAGGCUGGGGAGGCCACACAGGAGGAGCUCAUGCUCAGGGGCAGGGAGGGGGAGAUACAGGGGGAGGAGAAGAGACUGCAGGACAGGCUCCAGUCCAUACAGGAGAAAGUGUCCCACAUGACAUGCCAGGCCCAGGAGCUGUGCAGCAGAGCAGAGGACAUGGCGGCUCUGCCAGUCUGCACAGGAACCAUUCACACUCACAACCAGCAGCUCACAAGACUGAAGGAACAACAGCAGGAAAGGCAGAAAGAGGUGCAAGAACUGACCACACAGGUCCUGAGGUAUCAGACCAGAGUUACAGACUUGAACAAACAGCUGGGUGAGACCACAGCCCAGGUGCCAGUACUGCAGGAGGCUAAGAAGCUGGCUGUGUCAGGUUAUAACUUUUCUGAAGCCAAACGUCUUGCCGAUGAGAUCAGAACCUUGGAGGAGAAGAGGGUUGCCAAAGAGAGGGAGCUGGUGAAGGCUCAAGGAGAUAUGGAGCAGCUGACAGAAGACUUAGAGACGUCUAAGAAAGUGUUAAAGGAAGUCCAAGAGGAGCUGAAAUUGAAGGAGGAAGAACAUGAUGUUGCCAGAAAAGAUGAAGCCUUUGAACUCUACCAAGAACUAGAAUUACAAUUAGAAAGAUGUACCGAUGAUGUCAUCAGAAGCGUGCUCCAGGCGGACAUGACCGCCUGCCAGCUGUGGAUUCAGGACAUCUGUGAGAAGCACCACCUACCUUUGCCCCAGGAACUGCAGGCCCUGGACCUGCACAGCCUCUUGGGGGAAGAUGAUGACAACAUGGUUACCAUGGCUACCUCUUGUGUUGAAGACAGUGGAAAAUCAAAGGCUUCAAGUGUGGAUAGCGAGGAGGUCCCAACAGGUGCUACAGGUGGUACCUCUGCACCUGAAGACUAUGUGCAGGUGUGUGAGGCUGUAGGUGUCAGCAGCCCUGCUGAAGACUAUGUGCAGGCUUGUGAGGCCAUCAGCAUGAGGCUCCUAGAGCUGGAGGAUCGGCUGCAGGAGGCUGUGGGGCAGGAGGAGUAUGAUGCUGCUCAUAUCCUUUCAGGAGUGGAAAAAUGUAUGAUCAGCAUGUUUGGAUGGAGAUCAGCACCAAGGACAGGUUUAUUAUGUUUAUGA